Molecule: messenger RNA, 675 nt
Organism: Uloborus diversus
Lineage: Eukaryota; Metazoa; Arthropoda; Arachnida; Araneae; Uloboridae
Exons: 1
Coding region: 1-675 (224 amino acids)
Source: RefSeq, a predicted model, not a curated record
AUGGAUGAAAGAAAUCUAAACAUUGAGAUUACUGAUACUGAUGAUCCAGCAGGUCCGAUUGAGAUACUGUUAGGAGCUGAUAUCGCUGCAAGUAUUUUUACUGGCGAACAAGUAAAACUUUCUAACGGUCUUCUCGCAACUGAAACUUAUUUAGGCUGGACAUUGAUGGGGAAAUUACCCUUUUUUAGCAGUAAUGAAAAUUUCGCCAUGACGGUAACAUCACUAUUUACUGAAGAAGCUUCCAUUGAAGAUUUAUGGAAUUUAGAUGUAAUUGGAAUAACAGAUUCAACUCAAUGGAAGACAAAAGAAGAAGAAGAUUUUAUGACGAAGAUGAAUUUUUUGAAUUCUGUGACAAUCAAGGCAGAAGGGCGUUAUGAUGUUGCUUUGCCCUGGAAGGAAGAACACGUUCCGUUGCCUUCGAAUAAAUACUUAGCAAAAAGAAGAUUAGAAAAAAUGACCAAUGGAUUGAAUUCAAAGAACUUGUACGCAAAAUAUGAUGAAACAUUAGAAGAGUGGUAUAAAGUGGGUAUAAUUGAAGAAGUGCCUCUAGAAGAAACCGUAGUUCAAAGCCAUUACUUGCCACACAGACCUGUGGUGAAACAGUAUGGAACAACGAAAAUUCGUCCUGUCUUCGAUGCGUCAGCAAGAGAGAAAUCAAUGCCCUCUUUAAAUUAA